AUGUGGCGAGCCACCGCCCUCGUGUGCCUUCUCUCCAGCAGUUCCCUGCAAACUGCUCUGUCGAAGUGUACGGCCAACAGCACGGCUAAUAUCAUCGAGACACUCCAGGAAUGUUGGGCGGGUAAUACGGAGGCGUUGGCGUGCAUCGACGAAAAUAGCACCGAAGCCAGUAUCCUCGAGUGUUUGCAGAAUCGCACUACGACUGUGACUGAAACGACCGUCACGGUUACGGCAGACACGCCCGCCACGAACUUUUCCAGCGUCGAGGAAUGGUUCGCCGCUCAGCAGUGGCGCUAUUUUAAGUCAGGCGUCCAGCACGAUGGCAGUGAUGUGUAUCUAAACUACGUGACUGUCACGGGCACUGGAGACAAGGGUGCAAUGUUGGUCGUUCACGGCAAUGGCGAGAAUCUCUAUAAUUAUCCAGUCAUCAAGUAUUUCGUCGACGAGGGCUACUCCCCGAUAUUUGCUUACUCGCACAGAGGCAUGGGUACCAGUGACCGGUUGUUGGACGACCAUUUCAAACUCCACGUUGUUGCAAGCGAUGACUUCGUAAAGGAUUGCCGCACGUUUAUUGACUUGGUCAGGGAGGAACUCGCCGAGUCAAGUGAAAACAAUGAUAAACCGUUUUACUUGUAUUGCCAUUCGCUCGGAUGCGCAGUGUCGCUUACGUACAUGAUCCAAGAGUACAGAGCCGGUAGGGAGCAGUAUUUCAACGCGGUGGUGUUGCAGGCUCCUCUCAUCAAGGCUGACACCGACCCUUUUCCUUAUGACGUCGCAGUUGCCCUUGGCGAGACAAUGGUAUUCUUCGGCCAAGGAGAGGAAUACGCGCCAACUAAGGAUAAGACUUUCGAGGAGUGGUAUCCGGCAGAUGCGUCAGAUUGUACGGCUGGAUCUCUUUCCAGGUGCACUCGCAGAUUGAAUUUGUGCAUCGACUCAAGGUACGAGGAGUUUGGCCAUGACGGACAUACAGGUUUGUGUGUUGGAGGCGUAACAGCCAACAUGGCAAAGGAGUUUUUUGACCUGUAUGCAGACACAUUCGAGGGAUUCAUGGCACAAGACGGCAAGAAGAUCGUGCCUCCGCUCCUUUUGCAGCAGUCUGGUCCACCAGAUGGCACAGACAAGCUUGUUGUCAAUGCGGUGCAAGACCAGUUCUGCAGCAAUAGUGCCAAAGACUGCACGAUGCUCCCGUACCCUAACGCCCUGCAUAACCUGGCGAAGGAGACGGAUGAAGUCCUUUUCGAUUUCUUGGAGAAGGCAGACGAGUUCUACCAGAGUCAUAAGGACAUGGUGGUGCCACAGGAGCCCAUCACUGGGUACAAAUUACAGGGCGAGGAGUGCUACGACGACCUCGAGUGCAUCAGCGGGAUUUGCGACGGUGACUGGGCCUUCGACAUAGCUGCUGGCAGUUGCACGGACCCUUCCGUCGUCGACGCUGCUUCCUGGGCUAGCUGUUCGAUGGCUGUCCUGACAGCCAGCGCCGCGGCGCUCGUGUUCUCGCAAGCGUGA
Messenger RNA from Prorocentrum cordatum, 1506 nucleotides. Lineage: Eukaryota; Dinophyceae; Prorocentrales; Prorocentraceae. The record is from the annotation of a GenBank genome assembly.